Molecule: messenger RNA, 7671 nt
Organism: Cottoperca gobio
Lineage: Eukaryota; Metazoa; Chordata; Actinopteri; Perciformes; Bovichtidae
Gene: cecr2
Product: CECR2 histone acetyl-lysine reader
Exons: 19
Coding region: 144-5069 (1641 amino acids)
Biological process (GO): single fertilization; chromatin remodeling
Cellular component (GO): CERF complex
Molecular function (GO): protein binding
Source: RefSeq, a predicted model, not a curated record
CCGGGUCGCAAUGGCAACUGUCCGAACAGGACCAUAGCAGCAACUUUUUUCGUAUUUGUAAUGUUACAGAGACAUUAUAAGUCGCUGAAGAAACUACUUUCUAAUGUGAGAAACAAACAUUACACAAUUUCUGAAGUCCGAAAAUGUCCCAGGGAUGUACAGUUUCUGUGGAAGAGAUCCAGUCUUGGUGGGAAGUCCCCGCCAUAGCCCAUUUCUGCUCGCUGUUCAGGACAGCGUUCAACCUUCCAGACUUUGAAAUAGAGGAGCUGGAGAAAGCCCUGUCCGAGCAGGACUUGGACUUCCUCGGGGACCUCAUCGCUUGUCUGUUGCAAGGAUGCUACCAGCGCAAUGACAUCACCCCCCAGGCCUUUAGCAGUUACCUGGACGACAUCAUCAGCUACAGGUGGGAGCUGGAAGAAGGGAAGCCCAACCCUCUUCGAGAGGGCCCCUUUGAGAACCUCCCUCCUCGCACUCAGGUGCAACUGCUGCACCGGCUGUGCGACUAUCGCCUGGAUGCUGCUGAUGUCUUUGACCUGCUUAAGGGACUGGAUGCUGACAGCCUGAGAGUGGAACCGCUGGGGCAGGAUGGAAAUGGAGCCCUCUACUGGUACUUUUAUGGCACCCGUAUGUACAAAGAGGAGUCGGUCAAGAGGAAAGCAUAUAGGAUCAGUGAAACCGCUGAGCUGACAUUACCAGAGAAAAAGAAAAGGGGAAGACCACCAAAGAAGAAAAAAAUGGAAGACCCCCAGCUAAGUGAGUUUGAAGGUGAAGUGACAGAAGUGAAGACAGAAAAUGUUGUGGAAGAUCUCCGCCCUAACACAGGCCGUAAGAGAGGCGCCUGGUCCCUUGUGUGUGAUACAGAGGAACAAUGGGUCAGUCUGGCAGAAAGCAUCAAGGACAAAACCUCCCCACAGGACCGCCACCUCUACCGUGUCAUCAGCCAGAACUUCCUGCCUGAGAUCAGCAGCAUGAUUGAGCACAAGGAGCGGGAGCAGAAACAGAAGCUACUGGACCCAACCCCAGUUCGCAUUUCACAACGGUUCUCUGAACACAUUCACCAAGAGGAGGAGGGCAACCUGAAGGCUAUAGCGGAGGAGGAGAAGAAGAAAUAUGAAGAGCUUGACAGGCAGGUCCUGCUGUCCGAGCAGCGACGAGAAGAGGAAAGGCUUCAGCAAGAAGAACAACAGAGAGAAAAGAUGGAGAAGAUCAAAGCUGUGGAGGAGCGAGCAAAAAGACGGAAGAUGCGAGAAGACAGGGCCUGGUUACUGUCUCAAGGAAAAGACCUUCCACCUGAACUCCUGAAUCUGGAGCCUUCUUCUCCUGUCCACAGAACACGCAGGAAUAAAGCAUUCUAUGAAAUUGAUGAUGACUACACUACUCUAUACAAAGUGCUUGAGGUCUUGAAAGCCCAUAAAGAUGCUUGGCCUUUCUUGGAGCCUGUGGAUGACUCCUACGCCCCCAAUUACCAUGAGAUCAUCCAGACUCCCAUGGACCUGUCCACCAUUGAAAAGAAGCUCAGUGAUGGGGAGUACGUUGCUAAGGAGGAGUUUGCUGCCGACGUGAAGCUCAUGUUUGAGAACUGCAUCGAGUACAAUGGCGAAGACAGCGAGUACACUAUCAUGGCGGAGUCUCUGGAACGGUGUUUUAGCCGGGCCUUAUUAAAACACUUUCCAUCCGAGGAUGGCGACACGGACGAAGAAUUCCACAUCAACAGUGAAGACAAGGAGCGCAAGGACAAAAAGCGCAAUCGCGGCAGCAGUAGACAUUUGGGACCUGAAAGUCUGAUCAAGGCCACUGAGCAAGUCCAACGUAAGCGGAACUCCCAAGGGGGCAAGGGCAGCACACUCUCAGGGGAAGAGGACAACAGCAAGUCAACAAGACCACCUCUUCCCCUUCGCUGGGCCAAUGGCCCCCCUCACCCCCACGGCCUGCAUCCAAGCCAGCAGCACAUGCAUGAAGGAGACAUCAGGGGCAUGUACCACCCAGGGCAACAGCUCCGUCGUCCCCCUGGUCCCCCUGGUCCUCAUGGCUCACACAUGUAUGGCCAAAGAAUGGCCAUGGAUCCCCGCUUCGCUUACCCAGCUCACAUUCCAAGGCAUGGAGACCCCAGUUUAAACCACUUGCCCCACAACUUUAACAUGCAGCAUCGCAUGGUUGAAGGACAUCACAUGGGUCCUAGAUAUCCAAUGGUCCCAGAUCCUAACCAGCAGCAGCCUCCACACCAGCACCGCUACAUGGGUCCGACUCAUGGCCCGUCUCUGGGCCCGCGUCCUGUCGGCCUCCACCCUGGCCCUCCUCCUGAAGCCAGCAUGUAUCCAUCCCACCACCGUCCUGAUGGCCACAGCAUGCACCCCAUGGGCAACAGAUUCCCAGGGCCGGAGGGACCAUCUCAGCACAACUACCCAGGCUUGAGGCCUCCCGGUAUGGGCCUAUCUAACAUGUGGACUGGUAUGAAUCACCAGGAGAGACCCAAUGGGAUGCGCAUGCAAGAUCCCAACAUGGUGAAUCAGCGCAACUUUAGUUACGGUGGAGUCCCCCCUCCAGUGGGACAUAAACCUUGGCCAGAAGCUGCUGGAUACCCUCAUCCUUCUCCCAAUGCCCAGUAUCAAAUGUCUGCAGUGGUCAGCUCCCCGGGCCCCAUGUCCUCACACCCCCCUGUUCCCCACCCAGACUCCUCUGGCAGGACACGCUUGGCUUCCAUGCUGGAAAGCCCAGAGAUGCUGGCCCUGCAGCAGCUGUCAGCCUCUUCGAGACCCCCUGCUGGUGCCCCUCAUCAGCACAUGGGCAACUUUCAGCAGCCUGGGCCCCCAUCAGGAAUUGGCAGCAUCCCAGCUCACCCCUCUCAGCAGCCUCCCCCUGCCCCUGAGGUUCAGCUGCUGCGUCCUGCUAGAGACAAUGGGCCAGACAGCCAGCCUUCCCAACAGACAGACAUGCAGCCCAAAGACUCAACACCAGAGGACAAAAUGGCUGCCAUCAACAUUUCCGAUGAAGCUUCAUCACACAAAAACACUGUUUUAAUUAACCAAGAGCACCCGUCCAUCCGUAGCCCCACAGAAAACCACACUGGGCCCACGGAGGCAAUGCAGAGCCCCCCACCCUCGAACUCGGACAGAUCACAGGAGAAUCCGUCUGGACCAGGACUCACACAGAGUUCAACAGAGAGCCACAAGCAGGAGGUAGACGGCCAGGGACAAUCUGCCAGCCACUGUCCCAUUCAACACAUUAGUGUCACUACUGUUUCAUCCCAUCUCAACACAAGUAACAACAGCUCCACUGAUCCCGCUCACCCCAACCACCCUCCUUAUACACAGGACAGUCCACAGCAAAAAGCCCAGAGCUCUGCACUUCUUCAUCACAACAUACCGCCACUGCACGCUGCAGCAUCGCAGAUUUCCACUCUGCAAAUGUCAGAGAGCAAUUUGUCACACAUGCAGAAGGAACAUCAGCAAAGUGAACAUAAGCAGAACAUCCCAAAACAACCUCAGGCAACCCAGAGUACCCCUCCCCAAUGUCACCCUCAGAGCUCUCCCCAGCAGUUGACCCAGAGCACACAGCAACACCAUUCUCUGCUGCCCCCUCAUCAAGUCCCCCAAAAUGUCUCCCCACAACAUCCUGCGCAGAGCAGCCCCAUGCAUGGGAAGCCACAGAGUUCCACACAAGGAGCCCAACCUGGACCCCCUCAGCCAGCUCCGCUCACCUCUUUGCCACCCAGUCAUCCUACCCCACUAUUACCUUCCCAGCCUAGCCCGGCAGACCAUGGAGAUCAAAGACCUAGUGAGCCUACAAGUAGACCGGCAGACACAGACGGCACCGCCGUUCCUCCACAGCACAUGAUGAAAUCUGGGCCUCCGAAUGUUAUUCAUAAACAGCAGGCUUUCAGCCCCAAUCACCAUCAAACCCAGCUGUUGGGUAGUAACCCAGGUAUGCAGGCUCAGAGAGGGCCAGCACCUGCUCACAAUCCAGCCAUGCCUCCUCACUCCCAAGGCCAGGUAAAUGGAGCCAUGGGUCCAUACGGCAUGGGGAACCAUCCACAUCCGCACUACAGCCAGACAAACAUGACCAGGCCCAUGCCUCCUUCUGCUCACCAUCCUUACCACAACCAGGCCAUUAACCCCCUCCACAAUCCUGCUCAGCACCCCGCCUACCACCAGCAGGGAGGGGCUGCCUACUCCUACCAUACGCCAGGCCAACAGCACCCCCAGGCCCACCCUAACAUGUACCCACCUCAUCAGUACCAGCAGCAACACUACUUCCAACAACCCCACCCCCAAACCCAGGCACAUAACCAAGUCAACAGUAGGGGGAGUUAUCCUGCAGAGGAGUGGCAUCGGCCUCAUUAUCAGUCUCGCCAACCGAUGCCGCCCAACGCCUACCUACCUGCAGCUAGUGCCAGAGGCAACGGCCACUUGAAAGAGAGCAGUGUGUCACCACUGGGCUCUGAGGGCGCCAGUUUGGUGUCUCCUCGCCCCGUGCCUGAAGUCGGGCCGCACCCUGGAGGCCCAGAGGACAGGAAAAGCAGUGAAAGCAGGGAGCAGGCCAGUGGUGGAAGCCCAGCAAAGCAGGCUCACACUGAGAGCUCAGAGCGACCUGAAAGCCCUAAAGAAAUCCUGGACCUCGACAGUCACAAUGCUGCUGCCCGCCGCCGUAGCGCCCAGCCACCUCAGCAGCACCCUCCUGCCUCCGCUGCGCACAUGGUGUCUGGCUUCAUGUACGACCCUCGCGCCGUGCACCCUGGGAUGCAGCGAGGCGGCGUUCCUCCACCCCACAUGAUGUUUCAGGCUUGUGGAGAUCUCAACAGAGCCCCUUACCCUGGCCAGCCAUACCCAGAUCCAGGACACUAUGCCUCCCAAAGACCUCACCCACACCUGAUGGAGGCUCUGCAGCGGCCCCAGCAGCUACCUUACUCACCGGGUCAGACACGCAUGACCAUGUACAGACACCCCCGGCCUGCGGGGCACUUCCAGGGCAUGAUGAUUCAGCAGAGAGGCCUGGCACCAGAACACUUCCUACACCCAGGGCAACAGAUGAUGGCUGCUCCAGGCGGCCCGAGCAGUAAACAAGGAGUGUGACAAGUAACAUAUCAGAGCAUGUUAUUAUCAAAGAACAUCUGGACGAAGCAGUGAGCCAAAUGUGAGCAUUCUGACUAGAUAUGGACACUAGACACUUUGCUCCACAUUCAGCUCGGUCUUGGCCCACCACUGAACUUGGAAGAUCCAACCAGGCAGCUGGUAUUACUGAGAUAAUAAUAAUAAUAAUGUGAACUGUUAUUGAGCCUUUGAGAACAAUUCUCUUUUGGCUUGCCUUUCUUCACAUAGAGCUCUGUGGAACUGCCAGUUCAUCAGAAGGGCAGUCUUUUUAACCACUAGGCCAACCUGCCAAACACAGAGGACCCGACCUGCAAGAACACUGGACAAGCCCUCUCCUCCUCUCUGAACAACGCAAAUCUGAAUGGAUUAAAGGACACUGAGCACUCUCUUGUCCACUAACUGCAGUGCUUGAUGGAGCUUUUAAUCUACUGACAGAACUAAGGAGGACUGUGAUGAAGACGAGAGGGACUGUUUUUACUAUAUCCUGUUCCAACCCUAUCUUUAAACUCAGGUGUAGAAAAGGAGGUACUUUGAGACUGUCACCCUAACCCAGUCAACUCACAGGCCCCUUUGCAAUUGCCUUGUUUUCCUUUGUGAAUGUAUGAGUGAAUGUGUAGAUACUAAGGCGUGUACAGCAGAUUAACUGCAUGUGAAGCAUAAACUGUCCUGAAAAAAUGUCAAUUUAAUGUCCAUUUCCACCCCAACCCUAACCGUGUUCCUCUAGUUCUGGAGUAAACGCGCAGUAUAUGCAUCUUUUCAAAGCUGCCUUCAUUGUCAAGAAUGUCUAGCAGAGAGGGACUGGCAAAGAUGCCACAAUUUGUAUCCAACUAAGUCUCUGUUAUGCACUAUGGAUUUUGUUAGUCUAGACAUCCUGGAAUUGAGUGGCCUUGGAUUGUCUUAUUUUUAGUCAAACACAUAUAUGUAUGAAAAUAUAUCCUUACCUCUUGUCCCAGAUGGGGGCAAUUCUAAAAUGUCCUGCUAGCUGGUAAAUGCACAUGCACCGAACAAACGCAUACACAUCCAAUCCUGCUGUUGAUGGUUUUAUUUGUGACAUUUAUUUCAUUCCACCUAUUCAUAUGUACUUUAUUUGUUAAUUCGCGGCUCUGCCCUUUUGCAUGGUUGCUUCUUUGAGUGCUUCCUCUUCCCCAUAUCAAUACUAGACUUAUCCUCAGGGUGUACAGUUUCUAUAUACGGGUAUUUUUCUGCAUUAUUUGAAGGAGGAGAAGCAUAAGGAAAAUGGGACUGCAACUGUGGCAAAUCAAUCCACCUCAUGUGACGAACUUAACUCCUUUUAGGUCGGAGUUCAUUGACCGUAACAAUAUAUGGCUCAUCACACUGCCAAACUAUUGGACUCCCCCCCCCCCCCCCCCCCCCAAACUUGAGACUGUGGAGGUUUUGUCCCGCACCCUACACCUUAUUAUAUCCAUGUUGCACCUGUUUAACGAUGGCAGCAAAUGAAUCUACCUCAUCUAGCCAGUCGGUGGCAUCUACUGAGUCCCUCCACGUCCUCUCCUCGCCCUGCCAGACUCUUGUGCAUCAACAUUUUGUGACCAGCUGGUGAUCUUAGCACCACUUUAUAGUUUGUAGUCUUACAGAACUGGCAAUGAAGUGGCAAAACAAUAGGUGUUUUUUAAAAGAAGCAAUCCUUGAAAGUGUACACUAUCUUUUUAAUGGGACAGCACUUUCAUUCUCAGUUUUUUUUAAAUGGAGUAUGAUGGACAAUAUUACAUCACAGGUCUGAAACGGGACACCGUAAAUUAGUCUGUAGUUGUACAGAUUGCAUGCCUUCCUGCCUAAAGGUUGUUGAAACUAGACACAGUAGGCAGUAUUCCAGUCUAGGGUCUGUAAUAGACCGCAUAGAGUUUGGUGACAUUAUGGGUUUACUAUCUUCCUUAGUAAUUAGGUACCUAAGGCAUUGUACGUAAAUAUUUGAGGAAGGAUGAUGGAAUAGGAAAGUGCUAGAAGCUGUGAGACAAUUUUCUAAAUGUGUCACACAGGACUUGCUAAUUUGUUAAAAUAGGGAAUUUUCUCAAUAUUUAGCAGGCCUGAUAGGGCCACUUUGGAGGUAGUGUGUUCACUCGUGCUGUCUAAUGUAUGAAGGACAGUGUUGAUUUUAAAGGUCCAAGGUUGUGAUACUGUCUUAUGCUGUACAGAUGUUGUGUGUGUGUGUGUGUGUGUGUGUGUUUCUGGUGUGUAGAAUCGACACCAGAUGUUCGGAAGUGUGUAUUCAUCUCUCACUUUUACUCUGCUGUCAUCUCUCUGCACUAGUGAAAACCAUUUAGAUGUGAUUAAAUGUGAAUCAUAUUUAUUUUGUCUUUUAAGAAUUUUUGUAAAUUUUUGGACUUGUUUUAAUAUAACUGUGGUGUAUGUUUCUUUUUUCUUUAUUUUCUUGACGUUGGUUUUUUUUUUAAAGCAGUUGUCUUUUACCUCAGUAGCAUGGUGGCAUUGAAAAAAGACAUGUGUGUUUCAUUUUUAAGAUGUUUACAAGUUCUUAUCUGACUGACAUAGAUUAUUUUGAAAAAUGGAACGGAGUAUUUUCUAUACUGUACAUUUCUUAGAAAUAAAUCUCUUUUCUCGAACAAGA